AUGCAACUUAAGUAUUCCUCUAAUAUUAUGCCAGCAUUGGAUGGCAUGCAAAAAGUGAGUGGGCUAGCAUGGUCAUACAACGGUCUAAAAGACUUCGGGGUUUGUACGGCUGAUAGGAAAAUAUUAUUAUUUAAUGAUCAAUUGGGUAAGGAGGACAAUUUCCCAACCAAGCCUUCAGACAAGACAUAAUAGAAAUCAUAUGUAGUGAGGGCAGUUGAAUUUUCUCCAGAUUCAACCAAGAUAGCUGUUGCUCAAUCUGAUAAUAUAGUGUAUGUAUAUAAGAUUGGAGCAAAAUUUAAAGAGAAAAAGACAAUCUGUAAUAAAUUCCCAGCCUCUUCCUCAAUUACAACAUUGAUAUGGCCAGCAUAACGAGAGAAUGAUAUCAUAUUCGGAUUGGCAGAAGGAAAGGUAAAGAUUGGAUUUUUGAAAAAUAAUAAAUCUCAAAUAGCAUUCACAACAGAAUCCUACGUAGUAAGUAUGGCAACCAAUAGGGAUGGAGAUGUGGUUGUAUCCGGCCAUCUUGAUGGAUCAGUGUACAGUUACAACUUAGACACCCAAUAAUCAUAGAAGUUAGUAGUUCAUCAUUCAAUACCUUAUGCUUUGGCUUAUGGAUAACAUGUGGCAGCAGCUGGUAAUGAUCAAAAGGUCUCAUUCUAUGAUAAUUAUGGUAAUCUGGUUCAAAGAUUUGAUUACACUUAAGAUGAAAGAUGCAAGGAUUUCUCAGUUGGAGCUUGUAGUCCUAAUGGAGAUAUCAUAGUAUUGGGUAAUUUUAAUAGAUUUUAUCUUUACACAUACAAUCAAAAGAGAUCUCAAUGGGAAGAAAUAGGACAUUGGUGUUGGAAGAAUGACUCAUCAAAAUUGAUUACUGGAUCUCUAUGUGGAUCAGUAGAUGCAUGGGAUAUUUCUAUGAAAAAGAUUAGAUUUAAGGGGAAAUAUGAUUUGAAUUAUAUUGGUCCAUCAUAAAUUGUCAUUUAAGUGUUAUCGACUAAUUAAUAAGCAGUCAUUAGAUCAUCAUAGGCUGAAAUAUCAAAGAUUGAUAUAAAGAAAGAGAGAUUUGUAGUUGCUAAAACACAUGAGACUUUGAUUGUGGGAGAUUUGGCUACAGGGAAGACAUCAGAAGUCAGUUGGAGAGGAAGUGGAAACGAAAAGUUUGAUUUUACAAAUGAAAAUAUUUGUAUGGUAUUCAAUGCAGGAGAAUUGACUUUGAUUGAAUAUGGAAGUGAUCGUAUUUUGGGUACUUGCAGAACUGAACAUAUGAAGAAUUCACUUAUCAGUGCUAAGGUUAGUUAUACUGGGUAGAACAAGACUAAAGUGAUUGCCUUUUUAUUGGAUCUACAAACCUUAUAGAUAUAAGAUUUAACCACUAAGAGUAUUAUUGCUACAAUUGCACAUGAUACUAAGAUUGAUUUCUUAGAAUUGAAUUCUCAUGCCAACAGAUUAAUAUUUAGAGAUAAGAGAAGAUAAUUGUAUUUAUAUUCAAUUAAAAAUGCCUUCAAACACACUCUUCUAUCAUUUUGUAAUUAUGCAUAAUGGGUUCCUGAAAGUGAAGUUAUUGUUGCUUAAAACAGAAACAAUUUGUGUGUUUGGUAUUCAAUUGAAAACCCUGACAAAGUUACACUUUAUACAAUUAAAGGCGAUGUUGAAGAAAUCGAAAGAAUUUCUAGUACACCUACUUAAGCUGGUUCUACCUCUGUCAUUGUGAGUGAAGGUUAAAAUAAAGUUGCUUAUAAAUUGGAUUAAGCCUUAAUUGAAUUUGGAUUUGCAAUUGAAGGAAGAGACCUUGAAAAGGCAGCUUCAAUCUUAGAUAAAUUAGAAUUGACAUCUGAUACUGAAGCCAAUUGGAAAGUGUUAGCAUAGUUAUCUUUGGAAGAGUAAAAUUUAUCAGUAUCUGAACACUGUUAUGCUGCUUUGGGAGAUGUUGCUAGAGCAUCUUAUUUGAGAGGUAUUAAUAGACUCAUUUCUAAAUAUUAUGAAGAGACUGGUAAGAAGGAUGGAAUAUCAUAUUACAAAGUCUAGUCUAAAUUGGCUAUCUUAGAUAAAUAGUUUACUAAGGCUGAAGAAUUGUUGCUUAAUCAUAAUGAAGUGAAUGAGGCUAUGGGAAUGUAUUAAGACUUACAUAAAUGGGAUGAAGCUAUUAAAAUUGCUGAAAAGAGAGGUCAUGAAUAAGUUAAAGUGCUCAAAGAUAAUUACUAUUAAUGGUUAAUUGAAACUGGAUAAGAAUCCAAGGCUGCUGAAUUAAAGGAAAAUGAAGGCGAUUUUAUUAAUGCUAUUAAUCUUUAUUUGUAAGGUGGAUUACCAGCCAAAGCUGCCAAUAUUGUAUUUAAUUGCAAUAUGUCUUUCCCAUAAGACUUAUUAGAAAAGAUUGCCUCAUCUUUAGCCUAAAGUGGUAUGUAUGAGAAAGGUGGAGAAUUCUAUGAAUAGAUGGAAGACGAUCAACAAGCCUUGAAUUGUUACAUUAAAGGUAAUGUAUUCAAAAAGGCAGUCGAAUUGGCUAAAAGAAAAGAUCCUAAAUUGGUCAAGCAAUUGGAGGAAAGUUGGGCUAAUUAUUUAGUUGAAAACAAAGAAACAGAAAGUGCCAUUAACCAUUAUGUCGAGGCAGGCAAGUUUUAGAAGGCUAUUGAAGCAGCAGUCUACAGUAGAUCUUGGACUAAGGCCAUUUAAUUAUUAUAAAAUUAAUCAGCUGAGGUUUCAAGACCCUAUUACAGACAAGUGGCUAAACAUUACGAGGAUGUUAGAUAAUAUGAUUUUGCUGAAAAAUACUAUAUUAAGGCUAAUUCUCCUAUUGAGGCCUUCGAGAUGUAUGUAAAGGCUAGCAAAUGGGAUAAAGCUCUCUCAAUAGCUAGAGAAUAUUUACCUGAAGAAAUCGUUUAAUUAUAUUUAAAUUAGGGUAAGAAAUUUGAAUAAGCUGGUAAAUACAAAGAGGCUGAAAAGUUAUAUUUAACAGUCUAAGAAUAUGACACUGCUAUUUUGAUGUACCAAAACCUAUCAUAAUAUGAGAGUGUUAUAAGAAUUGCUAGCAAAUUCACUCCUUAAAAAUUAAAAGACAUUCAUUUGGGAAUUGCAAAGAAAUUAGAAAGAGAAAAUGUCCUCAAGAGAGCUGAACAACACUAUAUUGAAGCUGGUUCAUGGCAUUUAGCUAUGUAGAUGUACAAGACUCAUAAUCAAUGGGAAGAAGCAAUAAGAUGUUGUAAAAUGUAUGGAUCUGAGAAAGAGACAUGUUAAUAGGCUAAAUUAUGGGCAGAAUCUCUAGGUCCAGAUGCUGGAUUGAAGAUGCUUCAAAGAUUAAAUCUGGUUGAUGCUUUGAUUGAAUAUCAAUCAGACAGACAUGAAUUUGAAGAAGCAUUCAAAUUGGCUAAUUUGCAUGCUAAACAUAAAUUAUAAGAUGUUCAUUUCAAAUAUGCUUGUCAUUUGGAAGAUGAAAGAAGAUACAAAGAAGCUGAAGAGAACUUCAUUAAAGCAGGUAAAGCAUCUGAAGCAAUAAACAUGUACGAGCAUCUUGGAGAUUAUACCAGUGCAUGCUAUAAGAAUUGCUCGUCAAUAUGA
Molecule: messenger RNA, 3543 nt
Organism: Paramecium tetraurelia
Lineage: Eukaryota; Ciliophora; Oligohymenophorea; Peniculida; Parameciidae
Exons: 4
Biological process (GO): intraciliary transport
Cellular component (GO): ciliary basal body; axoneme; intraciliary transport particle B
Molecular function (GO): protein binding
Source: RefSeq, a predicted model, not a curated record